AUGCGCAAACCGCCAGUCGACUGGGAAAUUUUGCCUCCAGAGAUUUGGACAUUGAUUUUUAGGCAUGCAACGCUCGUUCCCGAUCUUACCUCGACAGAUUUAUGCAACUACGGUAUGGGCGACCCCAUAAAUUGUCAACAAAGAAAACUGCACAAACGGUCUUUGAGGACGAAGCAAAUUUUGGUCCGGCGUUCUCAUCGUUCAUCGAUUGAUUCCGAUACUGGAGAGCUGCCUCUGGGUUGGUGGACAAAACGGUUAGACGUUGCGAUGCGAGACUCUACCAACGAUGCCAAGAGUGACAUGGUUCUCGUUGGGAGAAUUGUUGCGAUGCUGCCAAACCUUUCCAUCCUUACAUUCAAUGUCCGUGGCCAUGGUUAUUUUCCAGCCUAUGGAGGCCUGCAGACUCUUCCAAGCAGUAUACUGCAAUCAACCUCUCCUGAGAACCUUAACGUGGUAUACUGGCACAGUCCACAUAUUCUGCCUACGGCAGAGGAUUGGGUCAAGCUCCUGAGUAGUCGUCCUCACCUUCGCUCGAUGAGCGACUUUGGGUGGGGAGAAUAUCGACCCGUGGUCAACGCCGUUCCCAACCUUCCCUCACUCACGUCUUUACAUCUAUCUUUUUCGUGGAGCAUCGAAUACUUCAGUCGCUUAGAGCUCCCCCACCUCCAGCACUUGACAUAUCGUGCGAACUCCGACUUCACGACAAAUUUCGCUCCGUUUCUCCAAAAUCAUGGCGCAAAAUUGAUGUCUUUCACAACGGAUUAUCACACAUCUGAGUGGAAUAUGCUCCCCCUAGUUUCGGAAACCUGUCCAAAUCUCAUAAGCUUGGAGCUAUCCAUGGAUGACUGGAUCUUCUUACCUGGCAACAUCUGCGCACUUCCCCCUAUCAGAUUAAUGAAACUCACUUGCCGGCGGCUUGAGCACGGAAGGCAUCUGUAUCGUCGUCUUUUUCCCUUCAUCAUUGAUGCAAUGACCGUGUGUCCUACACUGAAAACUGUUCGGUCAACUGAAAACCCUUUUGGAGGCGGGGGUAACAUUCGAAAAUGCGGAAGGACGGCUGAUCGCCCUAAGCUGAGGUGUUUGUUCUGGCCACAGCUUUCGUGUAUCGUUCCAUCCUUUAAAACUGCUUUGCGACCGCCGAUGGACAAACGUUACCUAUGUACUAUGAAUUAUUUCCGGAAAUGCGGAGAUUAUCCUCACCACUGGGCGCACAAAAACCUCAACAGCAAAAGGGCAAUUGACUUCCUCAUCUUCGAUUUCAUCGUCAAGGCCAAGGCCAUCUGCACUACACUAAAUACAGUUGGGUUAUCCAGUGAACGAAACGUUGUUGGUUUGAAAGCACAAACUCGUCUACGUAGAGAACAAUUGAAGGUCGUAACCGGUGGCGAGCUCGUUUAUCGUGAUUCAUUUCCCCCCCCCCUCUUCCGAAAUAUUUCCGAUCAACAACGAGCGUGCCCGCCUAACAACUACGUUGGGGCAUGCCACGCUCGUUCCCAAUCUUAUCUCGACGGAGUUAUACAACUACGGCACGGGCGACCCCACAAUGUUCCAACAAAGAAAACUGCACAAGCGGUCUUUAUGGACGAAGCAAAGUUUGGUUCGGGUAUGCAAGACUUGGUAUACAAGCGCUAUCCGUUUUUUAUAUGAAGCGGUUUUGCUGGGCCGGGGGAAGUCCCUGGCUUCACUGCACGAGGGUCUUCUGCGUUCUCAUCGUCCAUCGAUUGAUUUCGAAACUGGAGAGCUGCCUCUAGGUUGGUGGACAAAACGAUUAGAUGUUGGGAUGCGAGACUCUACCGACGAUGCCAAGAGUGACAUGGCUCUCGUUGGGAGUAUUGUCGCAAUGCUGCCAAACCUUUCCAUCCUUACAUUCGAUGUCCAUGGCCAUGGUUAUUCCCCAGACAAUGGAGGCCUGACUCUUCCAAGCAGUAUACUGCGAUCAACCUCUCCUGAGAACCUCAACGUGGUAUACUGGCACAGUCCAAAUGUUCUGCCUACGGCAGAGGAUUGGCUCGAGCUUCUGAGUAGCCGCCCUCACCUUCGCUCGAUCAGCGACUUUGCAUGGGGAGAAUACCGUCCCAUGGCCACCGCCGUUCCCAACUUUCCCUCACUCACAUCUUUACAUCUGUCUCGUUCGUGGAGCGUCGAAUACUUCAGUCACUUGGAGCUCCUCCACCUCAAGCACUUGACAUAUCGCGCGCACUACGCUGACUUUGCGCAAAAUUUAGCUCCGUUUUUCCAAAACCAUGGCGCAAACCUGAUGUCUCUAACAACGGAUUGUCACGCAUCUGGGUGGAACAUCCUCCCCCUGAUUUCGGAAACCUGUCCAAAUCUCAUAAGCUUAGAGCUUGUCAUUGAGGACUGGAGCUCUUUACCUGACAAUAGGUCCGCGCUUCCCCCUAUCAGAACAAUGAAAUACGCCUGUGGGCGGCCUCAGCAUGGAAGGCGUCUGUAUCGUCGCCUUUUUGCCUUCAUCGUUGACGCCAUGACCCUGUGUCCUACAUUGAAAACUUUCCGGUUUUCCAAUGAUCGCAGCAUUUCUAAUCUGAGCGUACACCUUCAUGUACUUCAAAGUCAAGUGAAAGUCCUUUUGGAGGCGGGGGUAAUAUUAGAAAAUGCCGAAGGAUUGUUAAUUGACCUAGGCUGAGGUAUUUGUAUGGAGCAAGGUGCCUUGUUUUCGAGCACAGUUUUGGUGUAGCAUUCCAUCCAAUAAGGUGCGUUACGGCCACCCACGGACAUACGUUAUUUGUGUACUACGAUUUUUUUUUCGAAUAUGUGGAGAUUAUUUUCAACUAGUGCACCAACUCUUCCGCGUAGACAUCUCACUUUCCCUCAGCGAACGUGUCGCCUCCUGGCGUCUUCACAGCAAAAACGCACUUUACUUCCUCAUUUUCGAUCUUAUCAUCAAGGCUAUCUGUUCUACACCAAUGUACAGUUCGGUUUGAAAGCACGAACUCAUCUCCUUGGAGAACAAUUGAACGUCCUUUCAGCUC
Laccaria bicolor S238N-H82 is the source of this 2990-nucleotide messenger RNA. RefSeq lists its product as uncharacterized. NCBI's taxonomy places the organism in Eukaryota, Fungi, Basidiomycota, Agaricomycetes, Agaricales, Hydnangiaceae. The transcript has 9 exons. The record is from RefSeq and is a predicted model, not a curated record. The coding region runs from base 1 to 1647 and encodes 548 amino acids.